CAGUUUACUAGUAAUACAAUGUUGUAGUGUAUGACCGCUAUAUCAUGUGGAGAACUGUAUGACACGGUAUACACCCAGGAUAUGCGCCGUAAGACCUACCACUACCAUGUCAACACCCCCACCGCAGCACCAAACAUUGCUCUGGUCGUCGGACCUUUCCAGAUCUACGUUGAUCCAAAUAUGCACGAAGUGACCCAUUUCUGUCUCCCCCACCUACUUCCGGUCCUGAAAUCCACUGUCAGGCUUCUACACGAGGGGUUCGAGUACUUCGAGACCAUCCUGGGAACACAGUUCCCCUUCUCCAACUACAAGCAGGUGUUUGUCGACGAGGUGUACCCCACGAUGAACAGCUACUCCUCCUUAACUAUCUUCAAUACAAACAUUCUUCAUCCGACAGCUGUUAUUGAUCAGCAGUAUGAAACCAGGAAAGUUUUAACUGAGGCACUAGCCACACAAUUCUUUGGUACAUAUGUUAGCACGGAGAAAUGGUCGGACAGGUGGAUUAAAAAAGGUAUACCAAAGUAUUUGAUGAGUUUGUGGGUGAAGAAAACAUUUGGAAACAACGAGUACAGAGACAUGAUUCAUCAGUACAUGAACGACGUUGUAGCAUAUGAGAGUAAAUAUGGUGGUAUAAUACUAGACUCCAGCCAGGCUCCUGCCAGUGUAGUCACCAUUAAGGGAGAAUCUUCUAAAAACCCCGAGGUUGAGGCUAACCCGUUCUGUUUCCCUGUGAGUAACCUGCACACCUGCUCCCCCGAGUACCUGGAAAUCAUGGAGAAAAAGUCCCAUCUUGUCAUUAGGAUGAUGGAACACAGGUUGGGUCAGCAGCAACUUCUCCAGGUGCUAAACAAACUACUAGCUCUAGCAUCCAAUGCUCGUCAAACUAAAGCUGACCCUAGAGCUUGGAGCAAUAUGGUCUGGAACACAAACACGUUCACCAAAUCUAUAUUCUCCGUGACCGGGAAGGAUAUGACGGUGUUUGUUGACCAAUGGGUGCGAAUGGGCGGUCACGCUAAGUUUGUGCUCAAGUUUGUUUUCAAUCGAAAACGAAACACGGUGGAGCUGGAGAUAAACCAGGACGCGGCAAACAAUAUGGAGCAGGGGGUUAGAAAGUACGUUGGACCGGUCAAGAUUGCUCUGCAAGAGUUAGAUGGACAAUUUCCACAUACUUUUCAGGUAGAACGAGUUAAUAGUAAACAUGAUAUCACAUGUCACAGUAAAUCCAGGAGAAACAAGAAGAAGAAGAUCCCUCUCGUCAACAACGAGGAAGUCGACAUGGACCUCUCACAGAUGGACGACAGUCCGGUUCUCUGGAUCCGGCUGGAUCCUGAUUUUACACUCAUCCGGAGCGUCGAGAUUGUACAACCGGAUUUCCAAUGGCAAUAUCAGCUAAGACACGAGCGUGAUGUAACGGCACAGACCGAAGCAGUUAAUGCUCUUGAAUUCUUUCCUUCUCCAACUACGCGCGCAGCUCUCACAGAUACAAUAAAAAACGAGCAUUGCUACUACAAGGUCCGAUGUCGAGCUACAAACUGCUUGACUAAGGUAGCGAACGCGAUGGUGCAGACCUGGGACGGACCCCCGGCCAUGAUGUUGAUCUUCAAGAACAUGUUCGGCAGCUUCGCCGUCGGGCACAUCAUUAAACAGAAUGAUUUCAGCAACCUUCAGAAUUAUUUUUUACAGUGCGCUAUACCUCAGGCUAUGGCAGGGCUACGGAACUCUCAUUUGAUCUGCCCGAAUGAGGUGCUUGAGUUCCUGUUGAACCUAUUCAAGUACAACGACAACAGUAAGAACUCCUUCAGUGAUAACUAUUAUAGAGCUGCUCUUGUCACAGCACUUGGUGAGACUGUGACUCCCGUGGUCUCGAUGUUGGCUCAGGAGGGUCCCAUCACAAGUGAAUCAUUGGCUGAGGAUUAUCUAUAUCCAGUAAACCCAAAGAUAUAUAUUUUGUUAAGGUACCUGAAUAUGGAUAAACUCCUCCCCUGCUACAGACACACAGUUACUACUGCUUGUUUAAAAGCAAUCCGUAAACUGCAAAAAACUGGUCACCUUCCCCCUAAUCCUGAAUUCUUCAAGGAUUAUUCUAAGCAUGGACAAUUCCAGGAUGUUAGAUUGGCUGCCCUGGAGUGCCUGGUUGACUAUGUAAGGUUGGAGGGCAGGUUUGAGGAUCUCAACUACCUCCUCGAUAUGGUGGAGAAGGAUCCGGAUCCCGGGAUCCGGCACCUACUCGUCCGGAUGAUGGUCAACAAUCCUCCGUUUGAGAAGGGACGAAACCACAGGAAUGACCGACCGGAAAUGGUAGAACGGAUGUGGGGAAUGAUAAACUCUAAGUUCUGGUAUGACAGUCGACUGCGCUGUGAUAUGGUUGACCUCUACCACAUCCUCUACUCUAAACGUCGACCCUUCUGUCUCCCAAUACCUGAAUUGGCGGCCCUAGGCCGGGCCUCGGCCUCUAUGGGGAUGGGGCCAAGUAUGGGAAGUUCUAUGGGGGCAACAUGGCCUAAAAAAUCUCAGUUUGUGAUUCCGAAAACUGAGAAGAAGGAGAUAAAAACAGAGAUUAAACAGGAACCUGGGAUACAGAUAAAACAGGAGUUGGAUAUCCGUUCAUCUUCAAUAUCAGGUUUAGAUAUCCCGGAGUUCUUGAUGGAAGGAAAUGCCAACGCCAAUUUCAUGCCUCCCAUGAUGGGCAUACCGGGCAUGCAGGGGUUUUCUGGCAUGCAAGGUUUUUCUGGAAUGCAAGGAAUGCCAGGCAUGCAGGGUUUACCGGGCAUGCAGACCUUCCCUGGCAUGCAGGGUCUUCAAGGUUUACACAUGGGGGAUCCCUGGGGACAGGAAUCGAGCAGGAAACGAAAGAAAGAUAAGAAGAAGAAGAAAAAGCAUAAACAUAAGAAGGAGGAUAGAAAAGAGGAAGAUGGAUCUUCAAGACUGAGUUCUGGAGGAAGCAGCUCAGGAAGCGGUCCUAAUAGUCCACUGGGAGGACCAGGGAUAGAGUUUUAAUUUUAGUAUUGGCUAUAACCUGUAAAUGCAGCUCCAAUUCUUACCUUGAGAUAAAGUUCUAAUCUGAACCUUGAGAUACAGUUCUAAUCCUAACCUGGAGAUACAGUUCGAAUCUGAACUUGGAGAUACAGUUCUAAUACUUUCCUUUAGAUACAGUUCAAAUCCAACCCCUGAGAAACAGUUCUAAUCCAAACCUGGAGAUACAGUUCAAUAUUCCUGAAGUCUAAGAUUGAUCUAUACUCUCUGAAUAAGGAUCUCAUGUGAGCAAAAGUUCUUGCUAAUUAUGUUCUGAAGGUUAGGACAAAAGUUCUUGUUUAUUUUGUCCUGAAGUUUGAGACAGAAAUUCUUGUCCUGAAUUUAGAACAAAAGUUUUGUGUAAAAUUGCCAGAAUCUGUCAAGGCAGUCCAUGUACUCAUUUAAUAGUACAAAACUAAAAAACCGUGUAAACAUGAUACAAAGCAGUAUGAAUUUGCAGUUCAUUCUUCACGUAAUUAUGCAUAUUUAUUUAUAUGUUUAUACUUUGCAGA
Molecule: messenger RNA, 3524 nt
Organism: Eurytemora carolleeae
Lineage: Eukaryota; Metazoa; Arthropoda; Copepoda; Calanoida; Temoridae
Product: transcription initiation factor TFIID subunit 2
Exons: 17
Coding region: 31-2997 (988 amino acids)
Biological process (GO): transcription initiation at RNA polymerase II promoter
Cellular component (GO): transcription factor TFIID complex
Molecular function (GO): transcription cis-regulatory region binding; zinc ion binding; chromatin binding
Source: RefSeq, a predicted model, not a curated record